This is a messenger RNA of Setaria italica (foxtail millet), 1260 nucleotides long. Its product is annotated as kinetochore protein NDC80 homolog. The record is from RefSeq and is a predicted model, not a curated record. NCBI's taxonomy places the organism in Eukaryota, Viridiplantae, Streptophyta, Magnoliopsida, Poales, Poaceae.
AUGGAGGCCACGACGUGGCUGGACUCCGGCAGCUUCAGCCUCCACUUCCAGCUCGGGGGCUACAAGGAUAGCCACGACGCUAGAAGUAGUCUCCUUCGCCGCUUCGGUAUCUAUCUCUGGCUCGGGGGCUACCAAAGUAGCCACAACCCCGGAAGUAGUCGCCACAAUGGGGUUGAUGAGGAGUACCUCUCCACAGCCUGGAUGAACGGUGAGGCUGCCGUUGCAACAGCCCGUGCUCUGGAGAAGGAGGCGCAGGAACUGGAGGCUGAGGUGAAUAAUCUCACCUCUGGUCCCUCACGGCGAGGACUAAAGGCGGAGAAGGAAGCCUUCAGUGCAGACGUCCACAAGUUUGAGGCGUUGAUAAAGAUCGGGAAAGCUAAGGUCAACGAAAGGGAAGAGGAGUUGGCGGAUCUAGAGAAGGAGCUUGAGGCAAAAGUGUUGGAUGCCCGACACACUACGGCUGAAAACGAGGAGCUGUUGAAGAAGCUGGACACACAAGUGAUGAGCGUGGGAGAUAUAGAGAGGAUGCAUAGGGAGAUGCUGUGGAUUGAGAAUGAGAUUGCCAGAUCCGAGAACAAGAAGUCAUCACUGGAGGAUGAGUGCUGGGAUCUGGACUCGAAGCUGGUGACCAAGCUUGAGUCCCUCGACGGGCUUGUCGAGCAAUGCAACAAUGCCCUCAAAGGUUGGAACCAGUACCUUAUAAAUUUAAAGGGAUCCUCACCUGAUGAGAUGCUGGGCACUGGUUACAAAACAGUGCUGAAACCUGCACUUAAGGCUCAUGCUGAGGAGAAGAAAAGGAUCACUGUCUCAAAUCUUGCAGAGUUAGUUGAUCUCCAGAAGCAGGUGCAAGAAAGUGCCAAAAUCCUGGAGGAGGAAAAGUCCCUCUUUACAAAUAUUGCAUUACAUUUUGUAGUUCAGAUAAAUAUGCUUGCUGCUUUGAAUUUGUUGGAUCAUGAAAUCUCAAAGGAUGACUCAAGAUGCAAAGGUGAUAGUAGACGAGUGAAAGAUGAGUUGGAGAAAGAGUACGGUGCGCUGAGGUCCAUUGAAAAGGAGGCAGAUGAUGUUUUGAAGAAUUCGGAGAAGAGGCUCCAAGAUGCGUUACGCAAAGAGGAAGAAGAAACUCAGGUAGCUGCUAAUGUGCUGCUUCAGCUUCUUGAUUCCAUUGCCGAGCAUAAAGAGCUCAUGGAAGCAACUAUUGCUCAGAGGAGGAACGACCUGUAUGCAGCUGCUGACUUCGGCCCCGUUUGUAUCCGCUUAUAA